AUACACAUCAUAAUAAUUGUAAAUUUUAUACAUGUACGCGGAUAGUAUAUAGAAUAUUACUUACAUGAGCAGUUGAUAUAACAAAUCCGAUUAUUUCUGAGUUCACUCCCAAGUCUUUCUUGGUACCUACGUGAGUAAUAAUUCUUGACAUUUUCAAGAAUAAGAAUUAUGUCUCUAUUAUCGACACUGGAAUUCAAGAAUGAUUUUUAUGAAGAAAUGGUAAAUUUAUAAUCAAUAUAUAAUUAUACAGAAACUCACUUCUAAAAAAUCUAAAAAAUAUAGAUUGUAUACUACUAGUUUAGAACCUUAGAAACCUCACGCAAUCAAACAGAUAAGCCCAGUGUAGAGGACAAGAGCAAUAAUGAAAGAAAAUGAUAAAAAAAAAUCGGUUAAUCAGUAUAUUGCAUAAUACAUGUAAUUAUUCAAAUGUCAUUGGUAGGAAAAAAGUUUUAAUGUUCUGUUCAAGUUCCGGUGGCUAUCAAACAUCUCGGGUUUUAAAGCAAAGCUAGCGAUAUUGGGUUCCGGUAAGAUAAGGUCCUACAAGCGUAUUAUCGUAUUUACACACGUCUAAGGUUUACUCUUUGUGUGUCUGUCAUUGCGUGUUUGCACACAUAAUCGACGUGCUGAAUACCGAACCAGUGUGCGGAUCUAGCUUCUCGUCUCUGCCAAUGGUACCUGAAGAAUUUAAAGUUCUCUGUAAACAGGCACGGGGGUAUCAGUAUUGAAGUCGAUGUUAUAUACCACUGAAGGUACAUGUAUAUUAUGUCGGGUCCUCUAACAGCAAUUAGAUCAAAUUACAACUAGAUUGCUUUAUUUUGUCUGAUCUGAUAUUGGCAUUCAGUCACUAAAUAUUUCCUUUGCAGUUGCAACUCCGGAAAGAAGUAAUUAAUAACCUUCUGUAAAAUGUCGUUGCAAACCGGACCGAUAGUUAGACGCUGUAGCAUAGUGUUGUUCUUGGUUGGCCUCUCAUUGGGGACACAAAACGAUGGAGCGGACAACGUGGGGGAUAGCGGUGACUACUGUGAUGCAGACGGUUGUGGAGCCGUGAGAAGAAAACUAGUGUAUAACGAGGAUUCUGUCAGUCUGGCCAUCACGGAAAACGGAGUCAAAUUCAUAGAACAAUUCCUCCCGAGUUCCCUAAAAUCUCUUCCAUCGACCGACUGUCGUGAAUCUCGAGGCGACUUUUGCCUGACGUGGGGGGAUUCCAUUAAAGCAGUCGUGAAAAGGAAAGCCCUAAAAGGCCAUGGAUGUUUUGAGAUGAAUUUCAGUUCGAGACCAACAUCGAACACACUUCCAACCUCGUGUAUUCCACUAGAUGGUGCCGCUUGGUACGGUGGGGCAGAAUUGCACACACAGAGAUGGCCUCUAAAUGACGUGGACCUGCCGAUGCAACCGUUCAUUUCAAAUGAUAUCGUUCCGGAAAAGUCAUCUUUUGGCAACGUACUUGAACCAUACUGGAUUAACUCUAAAGGAGUUGGGCUCUUCGUCGAUGACAGUACUCCGCUGCAUGUUGCAAUCAACGAAAAGAAAUCGCGCUUUUUGUGUCUUCAGGCAAAAUAUCAGGAGCCGCACUUUCCAAGAGCUAUGUCGGAGUAUAUAACACUUAAUUAUACAAUAUGCAAGCAGAGAAAUGUGCGGGAAAUAAGAAAUUUUGUUCAUGAUUUAUUAUUUGAUAUUCCAAGUGGUAUGCCAGACAAAAGAAUGAUGAAAAGUCCAAUUUGGUCGACGUGGGCUAGGUAUAAAACUUUAAUAAACCAAACCAAAGUUUUACAACUAGCUGCAGAAAUAAAAUCACACGGGUUUUCCAACAGUCAGAUAGAAAUCGACGAUAAACUCACAACAAAAUACGGAGAUUUUGACUUUGACCCCGAGAAGUUUCCUGACCCUCUAGGAAUGGUCCAGCAGCUGAAAACAGACGGAUUCCGAACAACAGUUUGGAUAACACCUUUUGCGAAUUUAGAUUCCGAUGCUUUCAUGGAAGGAGUCGAAAAAGGAUAUUGGUUGCGAGAUGUCUCCGGCAAGGUCCCAGCGCUUGUGAAGUGGUGGCAAGGUAUCGGAGGCAUUAUCGAUGUCACCAACGAGGACGCCAUAGAAUGGUUCGUCGGACGUCUGCGUGAAAUGCAAACCGAGUUUCAUAUUGACUCCUUCAAGUUCGAUGCUGGUGAGAUGACGUACCUUCCAUCAUCUUACUCCACGAAAUACAGGUUAGGAAAUCCGGGUUUCUUCACAACUCUGUACGUGGAUAUGGUCUCAAGGUUUGGCGAUAUGAUUGAGGUCCGUUGUGGGUACAAAUCACAGAGACACCCAGUGUUUGUUCGAAUGGGAGAUAAAGAGUCCAACUGGGGUUAUGAGAAUGGAUUUAAAAGUCUUAUACCCACAAUUCUCACUCUUGGAAUUCUGGGAUAUCCUUAUGUUCUUCCGGAUAUGAUAGGCGGGAACGGCUAUGGAGAAAACCUAGGCAUUGACGUUGUUUUACCAGAAAGGGAACUCUAUAUUCGCUGGUUGCAGCUUUCUGCUUACCUACCCUCCAUGCAAUUUUCCUUUGUUCCUUGGGACUUUGACGAGGAGGUGGUAGAGAUCGCUAGGGAGAUGGUCAAAGUUCACGAGGAUAUCGUGACUCCUCUACUGUACCAAGCCUCCACUGAGGCCCAAAAGUCAGGGGCCCCUCUUAUACGACCGUUGUGGUGGAUAGAACCUGAUGCUGAAGAGGCACUGAAUUGUGACGAUGAAUUUCUGGUCGGAGACUCAUUGUUGGUCGCUCCGAUCACAGAUCGAGGCUCAAGGUCACGUGACAUAUACAUUCCACGUGGAGAGUGGCGCGAUAACCUUCGAAAUAGGAAGGUCACUGGACCAGUUACCCUCCGUAACUACGAAAUCUCUUUACAACAAAUAGCCACUUUUGAUCGUAUAAAACAAUGAUCAGUAGUUUAAACCAGGUGUGUUUGGUUUUCUAAUUGAUUUGUUUUCUUUUUUGUUUGUGACAAAAUAAAUCUGUUGAUCGUCGUUAAAAUUAA
Magallana angulata is the source of this 3014-nucleotide messenger RNA. RefSeq names its product myogenesis-regulating glycosidase-like. The coding region runs from base 904 to 2919 and encodes 671 amino acids. Gene Ontology annotation, molecular function: hydrolase activity, hydrolyzing O-glycosyl compounds. The record is from RefSeq and is a predicted model, not a curated record. Gene Ontology annotation, biological process: carbohydrate metabolic process. Lineage: Eukaryota; Metazoa; Mollusca; Bivalvia; Ostreida; Ostreidae. The transcript has 2 exons.